UCCUGCGAUCGUUGGCUAGAGCAAAGAUGGUUUCGAUUCCUGGUGGCAGGAUGGACACUUCUGGAAAUCACCGCCCUCGUCCUCUGUAUCAUGCAUGAUAGCGAUAGAACGAACCUUCCGCAAAUAUUGAGAAACUCUAUACGCCUUACUUUGGCAACUCUAUCUAUAUGUGGAGUUACCAACAUUCAAAUCAUCGCAAUCACCUACCCCUUUGCAGUUCCAUACGUCAAAAGGGAAUGGUGGAAAUGGGCUGUGAUUUUGGAAUGCGUCGAGGCUUUAGCCGUUACAGUGUGCGCUCUAUGCCUACAAAACCGAGCUCCCCUUGAACUCGCGUACAUCGUGCCCUUCACCUCGCAGACCCUGGCUUUCAUCGCAAUACUGCAGGCAUCUAAAGGUCUCCCGGAGCGUCCGACCAAGCACUUAGCUGACUAUUUACUCACAACGGGUAUUGUUUUCAGCCUGAUAUCCUUGCUUGUGCUUGGAUUGUCACUUGCUCGAUUGUUAGAUAGGUUACUAUACGUGCAAUGCGGACUCUUUAUACUGAGCUUGACGAUCGUCUUGCGGCCCGCUGAUUCUCAUGGGAGGCCAGCUAUUCCGGCUACUUAG
Clonostachys solani is the source of this 606-nucleotide messenger RNA. Lineage: Eukaryota; Fungi; Ascomycota; Sordariomycetes; Hypocreales; Bionectriaceae. The record is from the annotation of a GenBank genome assembly.